Lathyrus oleraceus (garden pea) is the source of this 726-nucleotide messenger RNA. RefSeq lists its product as uncharacterized. The transcript has a single exon. The coding region runs from base 1 to 726 and encodes 241 amino acids. NCBI's taxonomy places the organism in Eukaryota, Viridiplantae, Streptophyta, Magnoliopsida, Fabales, Fabaceae. The record is from RefSeq and is a predicted model, not a curated record.
AUGGAACUUGGAAGGAGGAAUACCAAGAAAUACACUUUCAAAUGUCCUGACUUAACAGAGUUGAAGAAUCUUGGUUCUAUGAUAGUUAGUCCAGAGGGUUUCAGAGCUCAGUACGGAAGACUUAUGGGUAUCUUGAAGACCAAGGUUGGAGAUGGAGUUCUCAACACCCUGGUACAGUUUUAUGAUCCACUCUACCAUUGCUUCACAUUUCCAGACUACCAGCUUAUGCCUACUCUAGAAGAAUACUCUUAUUGGUUUGGUUUACCAAUCUCUGACAAAUUACCACCCAGUGGUUCAGAGAAGACCCAUACACCAGUAGCUAUUGCAGAAGCACUUCACCUAGAAACGUCUGUUGUGAAGACCAACUUCACUAAAAAAGGAGGGAUUCUAGGUCUAACCUCUAGAUUCCUGUUGGAGAAAGCCUUUAUCUUUGCAGAAAUAGAUAGUAGAGAUGCCUUUGAAGCCAUUUUUGCUCUACUCAUUUAUAGGAUUGUGCUCUUCCCAAACAUUGAUGACUUUGUGGAUGUUAAUGAUGUACGAAUCUUCUUAAUUGGUAACCCAGUACCCACAUUACUUGGAGAUACCUACCAUUCUAUCCAUCACUGGACUAAGAAAGGUGGUGGAACCAUUCUUUGUUGUGCACCUCUCCUAUAUAAGUGGUUUAUUUCUCACUUACCCAAAUCCAAGCUCUUCAGGGAGAAUCCGCAGAAGCUCAGAUGGUCUUAG